ACAUUAGACGCCAUCUUGAAAAUCACAGCCUAAUCACAAAACCAGAGGCGCAUCGGAAACAAUUAUUCCGGGAGUAAUUUAGAAUGGAAGUGUGUGUCGACUCUGUGCUAUCCGCCAUAAAUGCAGAGAAAGGAGGCGCCAUACGCGUGGAACUUUGUGCCAAUCUGUCAGAAGGGGGGACAACUCCUACCUCGGGAAUGUUGAGAACCAUAAAGAAGUAUGUAAAGAUUCCGGUGUUUGUGAUGAUAAGACCCCGAGGAGGUGACUUCCUGUACAGUCAGGAGGAAGUCGAGGUCAUGGAGGCAGAAGUGGUGGAUCACAAACGAGCGGGAGCGGACGGUUUUGUUUUUGGCUUCCUGAAAGAGGAUGGUACUGUUGACAAGGAGUUGUGUUCAAAAUUCUUGGAAUUAACCAAGCCCUUACCAGCAACAUUUCAUAGAGCUAUAGACAUGACAAGUGACAUUCUGCAGGCUUUGGAUGAUGUGGUGGAUCUAGGAUUUCAGCGAGUGUUAACGAGUGGAGGAUCCUCUUCUGCUUUAGAAGGAUUACCCAUAAUUCAGCAGAUGGUUUUAAAGGCUGACAAAAGAAUAUGUGUGAUGCCAGGUGGAGGUAUUAAUUCAGGGAAUGUGGACAGAAUUUUAGAUGGUUGUGGAGCUAAAGAAUUUCACGCAUCAGCUCGAUCAACUGUCCAUUCCAGAAUGCAGUUCAGAAAAGAGGGCAUCUCCAUGGGAGCUUCUCUGUGUCCUCCAGAAUUCAGUGUGAAGGUCACAGAUGAGGUCAAGGUUCAGAAUCUUGUACAGAAACAACAGUGUAAUAAAAAGUGACAAAAAAUUUAUGUAGUAAUUUUUUUUUCAAUAAU
Messenger RNA from Saccostrea cuccullata (small rock oyster), 859 nucleotides. Its product is annotated as copper homeostasis protein cutC homolog. Lineage: Eukaryota; Metazoa; Mollusca; Bivalvia; Ostreida; Ostreidae. The transcript has 8 exons. The coding region runs from base 84 to 824 and encodes 246 amino acids. Gene Ontology annotation, molecular function: copper ion binding. The record is from RefSeq and is a predicted model, not a curated record.